GUUGACAGUUAAAACUGUCUCUUACAUUAGACUGAGUCACACAGAGGCUCCAGCUGUGCAGAGAACAGACACAAACCUACAACUGAGAUAACAGCAGACUUUACAACAGUAGAAGUUACAACAGUAGAAGUUACAACAGUAGAUGUUACAACAGUAGAAGUUACAGCAGUAGAAGUUACAGCAGUAGAAGUUACAGCAGUAGAAGUUACAGCAGUAGAAGUUACAACAGUAGAAGUUACAGCAGUAGAAGUUACAGCAGUAGAAGUUACAACAGUAGAAGGUACAACAGUAGAAGGUACAACAGUAGAAGUUACAGCAGUAGAAGUUACAACAGUAGAAGUUACAGCAGUAGAAGUUACAGCAGUAGAAGUUACAACAGUAGGAGGUACAGUAGUAGAAGUUACAGCAGUAUAAGUUACAACUGAGAUAACAGCAGAGUUUACAACAGGAGAAGUUACAGCAGUAGAAGUUACAGUAGUAGAAGUUACUUCAUUUGAGCACAGUUGUGUAAAGAUGUCAGAGGAAAUCUAUGAAAACAGAGAUGGAUUUAAAGGGAAAAAACCAGAUGAGACCAUGAAUAUUGAUGAUCAUAUACCCAUCAACAAAAGACCCAUCAUGCCCUGCAAGAAGGAUGGAGUUGGUGAUCAACAUUCAGUGUUUUGUCAGUGGUGGAAGAGAUACUCUGGAGCUGCUGCAGUGUGUCUGGGGCUGCUGUGUGUUCUCCUACUGGCUGGGAUCAUAGGCCUCUUACUCUACCAGAGAAACCAAUUGACCAGCUCCAACACCAUGACCAAAGAGAGAUACCAGUUACAGAUCAGCGGAAACAACCUGACUGAAGAGAGAGACCAGCUACAGACUAGCAACAACACGCUGACCAAAGAGAGAGACCAGCAACAGACCAUCGACAACACUCUGAUCAAAGAGAGAGACCAGCUACAGACCAGAUACAACACCCUGACCAAAGAGAGAGACCAGCUACAGACCAGAUACAACACCCUGACCGAAGAGAGAGACCAGCUACAGAAAGAGACAGAACGUCUGAAACAAUCUUUAGUUGAGAAAGUGUGUCCUCAAGGAUGGAAGAAGCUUGGUAGCAGUUGUUACUACGUCUCUACUGAUUCCAAAUCCUGGGAGGAGAGCAGACAGGACUGCAGAAAUAGAGGAGCACACCUGGUGGUCAUCAACAGCCAAGAGAAACAGACAUUGGUCAAUUGGUUAUGUGGACGGAAGAACUAUGUCUGGAUUGGUCUGACUGACUCUGUUUCUGAGGGGACCUGGAAAUGGGUGGACGACACACCACUGACCACAAAGUAUUGGAACAGUGGAGAUCCUAAUGGUGGAAGAGCUGAGAACUGUGUGUAUUUCUACUCCUGGACAUCAGACAAAGGAGAAUGGUGGGACUAUGACUGUUCCUAUAAAUACAGAUGGAUCUGUGAGAAAUAGGAUUCCUCCUCGGUACUCUCUCAACUGCUAAAUAGGAUUAUGAUAAGUACUUUCAAUCAUAAACUAUUUUCUGCUCAUUCUGUUUACCUUGUCAAGUACAUACAAUAUAUAACAAUGCAAAUGUAAUAAUACAUUGUAAUAAAAUAACAAAACAUAUGCAAUAACAAUACAA
This is a messenger RNA of Salmo salar (Atlantic salmon), 1615 nucleotides long. Lineage: Eukaryota; Metazoa; Chordata; Actinopteri; Salmoniformes; Salmonidae. The record is from RefSeq and is a predicted model, not a curated record.